UUCCUGGAGGCAGACCCGCCUCUCCUGCACCUGUCAGCACUGGGAGGACUGGGAGGAUGUCUGGGAGGACUGGGAGGUGCUGGGACAGUCCAGGGACAGCACAUACAAGUCCUCCACUCCUUGUCCCAGCACAGCUCCUCCAGACAUCGGAUCCCCAUCCGCAGCCAUGAGUGUCAUAGAACACAGGAACACAGGCAAGCAGAUGAGCAGCCCCCUGCAGACUAUGUCCCCGAUCGUACAGCUCAACAUCGGUGGUGAUAUCUACACCACAACACUGGGAACUCUUAAGAAGUACCAGGGUUCCAAGCUGUUUGAGAUGUUCAAUGGGCAACCCAAACUCCGCACUGAUGCGGACGGGAGGUAUUUUAUCGACCGGGAUGGGAAAUACUUCAAAUACAUCUUGGAGUAUCUUCGAAAUGGCCAAGUCCCCAACCAGUGCAUCCUAGAAGUCUACAAGGAGGCCCUGUUCUACGAGAUCGAACCCCUGGCGAAGAAACUAGAAGAGACUCCCCAGCUCUUUGGGGAACAGGUGGGAAGGAAGCAGUUCUUGGCACGAGUUCCCAACUACCAGGAGAAUAUCGAGGUGAUGAUUCGCAUUGCUAGGGCAGAGGUGGUUGCAUCGCGCCACUCCAACGUCUUUGUGUGUAUCGUAAGGACUGACGAGGAUGCGUCUAAGUGCCAAGAUGCCCUAAACACGCUUGAUAUGGACAAAGAAUCCGUGGUCAAGUUUGGACCAUGGAAGGCAUCUCCUGGCAUCACGGACCUUCUGGAUUGUAUUAAGGUGGACAUUGAAGACCGGGGCUAUAAAGUAUCAUACGUGACCCAUGUAGCUGACAAAGGAUUUCGCUUUAAGACCUAUGACUUUUUUUACAAAUUUGUUUUUACGUGGUGGUAAAAGGUGACGGAGAAAUCCAUCUACGGCACUGGAGAAGAGACUUCCUGAUAACAAGGAGGCCUAUACACUGUUUACCAAUGGAUCAAACGCUACUUAGUUCCACAACAUGCCGGCCUCUCAAACCGGAAAUACAACCGAUCAACUGAGAGUUUAAUCUCUACUUUAGGAAUAAACUAACAUCAUACCAAGCAUGAAUGGAUUCAUGCAAAUGUCAGGAGCCAUGCAGGCCAACCUGUGAGACUGCAGUAGUUCCAUUUCAAGAGGCACUACAAUUAAGCUUUUAUUAAAAAGAAGGCUCAAAAAGUUUGGCGCAAGUUUUAAUUGUUCGGACAUAUUUGUUAUCUGGGCCUGGGAUUUGUCCAGCUUUGUAUCGCGCUUCCAUACAUUUUCUGGCCAAUUUA
Messenger RNA from Rana temporaria (common frog), 1296 nucleotides. It is a transcript of the gene KCTD14, whose product is annotated as potassium channel tetramerization domain containing 14. Gene Ontology annotation, molecular function: protein binding. The transcript has 2 exons. The record is from RefSeq and is a predicted model, not a curated record. Bases 167 to 895 code for a protein of 242 amino acids. Gene Ontology annotation, biological process: protein homooligomerization. NCBI's taxonomy places the organism in Eukaryota, Metazoa, Chordata, Amphibia, Anura, Ranidae.